GGCAUCAAGAUGGCUGCGACAGUGACGAGUGCUGCCGGCAGCUCACCUAUCGCCGCCGCGACGCCCAGUAAGAGCGCGGCCCGUCGCACGGUCGCCGACCCAGAGGCUGAUUCGACCGGCGGUUCGACGGCCACUUCCCGAAGCCUAGUGCGACGUAUCCUGUGGCCCUUCGGCACAGACGCGCCCGCCGGCAAGAGCACCGCACCCCGAUGGCGGCCACCUGCGGCGUGCCUGAACGUGAGCGUGGUGCCUUGCGACUUCGAGUCGUUCCGCGAGCGGGCCUUCUACGUGGCCGAGUCCUCGUACGGCGGCUUCUUCUGCGCCGAGUGGCUGCAGCACACGCACUGCCCCGUCAACGAGGACAGAUUCAGCAUCUACAGCCACUGCGACUCCAAGUGCAAGGCCGCCUCGGGACACAAGUGCGACGAGCCCCGGUUCCGGCUGUGCACCACGGACGACAAGGUGUACCAGUUCUACUACAGCCAGGGCAAGUGCCACCGCCUGGACAACGACGAGACGGGCUGCCUGGUCGGCAGGAACCGCUUCGAGAACGAGGACGCCUGCAACCAGGCGUGCGGUGACGAAGACACCCUGCAGAGCCGCUGUCGGGACGAGUGGGGCGUGUCGACGUGUGCGUUCGACCACCUGCGCUACCUCUACUACUACAACGCCGAGAAUCAGGCGUGCGAGAUGUACAACUUCUGCGGCCGCAGCUCCUUCCGCACGGUGCACGAGUGCGAGCGCCACUGCCUGCACGAGCAGCCGUCGCCGGCGCCCGCCGCUGACGCACCUGGCGAACCGAAGGCGGUGACGCGAAGGCGCGACGCCGAGGCUGGCGCUAACGGCAGGCCCGUUCGGGCGCCGCACGUCAGACGCCGGCGGCCGCACAAGACGGGCUGA
Molecule: messenger RNA, 900 nt
Organism: Rhipicephalus sanguineus (brown dog tick)
Lineage: Eukaryota; Metazoa; Arthropoda; Arachnida; Ixodida; Ixodidae
Exons: 4
Coding region: 10-900 (296 amino acids)
Molecular function (GO): serine-type endopeptidase inhibitor activity
Source: RefSeq, a predicted model, not a curated record